Camellia sinensis is the source of this 2410-nucleotide messenger RNA. Lineage: Eukaryota; Viridiplantae; Streptophyta; Magnoliopsida; Ericales; Theaceae. The record is from RefSeq and is a predicted model, not a curated record.
UGUAAUAUUCACUUCAAAAAAUGAGUGAUUUAGAGAUUAAUAUUUAAGGACUACAUCUGAAAUCGAUGGAUUGAUUCUUCUUCUUCUUCAAAUUUUCUGUAGAUUUCUACAAGUUUGAGGAAACCGAUUGGUUGAUUCACUCUCUCUCAAGGUAUUUCUCGGCUCUACAAGCUGUAUUGUUCGAUGUGAGAAAAUCGAAGACGAAAUCGAUGUAUUUGGUAUAUCUAUGACAGAGAUCUUAAGCUUCAUUAUGAUUUCUACAAGUUUGAGGAAAUCAAUUGGUUGAUUCACUCUCUAUCAAGACUUCUCAUGCAAAAUUGGGGUAGAGGUCCCGGCCGUCGUGGCCGUGGACGUGGAUUUCCACCUCCACCUACAGACUUUCCUUCCCUCCUGGGAAUCUACAGUAACAAAGGGGAAUCUAGCCAGACGGUUAAAGAUGUCCUCCUAACUCCAGAAACUUAUUUCCAGAAUUCCAUUACAGAAGAAACUGUUCUUUAUAUUGAUACAGCUGAUAUCCAAUGGGUUUCUGAUCCAUGGGAGGUUAAGAAACGCUAUCUUGCUACUCAAAAUAGCCCUCCACAUUUGGAUACUUACCGAUAUGUUUAUGAACAAAUUCUGACUGAAUUAGCUUCUGUCCAAUUCCAGCAUCAUUAUGCCGAUUCUAAUCGUACUGCCAGUCCAAUUAAUUACAGUAAAGCUACCAUCCAGUCUAUCAUGCCCAUCCAAGCCUGGGGUAUUCAUCCCCAUGUUACCCGUAGUCUUGAUAUCCGUUACAGCUAUUGGGAUUAUAUUACUGCUUUCACCCAGACUUUCUAUUAUAUGAACCCUCCUCGUUCUCACUCUUGGUUCUUUCGGGUUCUUCCUGAUGUCCUUAAAAAUGAUCUCCCCUCUUGGUUUCUUAUUUGGUGGGAUACCUUUGGGUUACAGCUCGAUGCUUUUCCAGAAUAUGUUCGCCUGGCCUUUAAUGAAUGGCAAGCCAUUUUCAGUAUUCUUCCAGUUAAUAAAAAUAUUUCCAUGUCCAAAUGUCUAAUACAUUUUGUCAUUCGCUUCAGUAUUCCUUGGAUAUGGAAAUGGGAUUUACAGUGCGAUUUCCAGAAUAAAGUUCCUCGUUUAAAAAGAGUUUUCUUUUAUAAAUGGUGGAAACAGAUGGAUGAUACAAAAAAUAAGCAAGACUUGCUCCAGCGAAUCAAAGAACACACUCAAUCCUGCCUAGAUGCCUGUCCAAAAACAACUCCAGUCAUUCCUACCAAUCCUUUUAUUCAAAUCCAGCAAGAGCUUCGACGUAAAUAUCCAGAAAUAACAGAGGAAGAACUUGUUGCCAAAAGUAUGGAUUUCAUGAAGCAACAAUUUCUUGAGUCCAUGGCCCCUAGAGACUCUAGCAUGAAGUCAGCCUCCAGUGAGGGCGAAAAAACUCAACCUGACCCAUAUUCAGAUGAUGACAAUACAUUCACACCUCUUGCAGGAGAAUCUCAAGACCCGAAUGAAGAUCCAUCCGAUCCAGAUUUUGGUGAUAUUUGGGACUCCGUGACAGAACUAAUUACCGACAAACUGGUACGGGCCAAAGGAAAAGGAACACGAAAUGACAAAUAAUGCGUCUUGCCCACCAGUCCUAUUCUGUCUAUCAUUUACUUUCCAGCAUCACUAGUGGCCAAAUAACUUUCGGUGCAUAAUGCAGCCACUUUAUCUACUUUUCUUAAAGUAGAUUCCUUGCCGACAAAGCUAAAGAUAAGAGGAUAAGGAUGAUCGAUUGCAAACCAUUCAGCACACGCCACCUGUCCUUGUUAUCUGUUCAGUUUGCAAUAUAAAUAGGUAGCCCUUGGUUUGUAAGAGGCACCACUAGAAAAAUUUUAUUUUUCCUCGCUUAAAACUCUGUACUCUCUCUCUCUCUCUUUCAGGGUGAAGCUUUUGAAGCAUAGUAAUAAUAUAUCUGCUGGUUUAAGUAAGUUAUCUCUCUAUGUAUGUCUGUAUAUGAUCUUAUCCUUUUGCAUGAUAUUUUAGCAUUUCAUAACGAACGAAAGAAUAAUUUCAUAAAUACAUACCUUGCUUUGUGGCCUAAUGAUCCUUGGGCAAAGCAAGAAUUAUUAGAAAUAAAUAGAUUGAUUGCCCUAACUGAAAAUCAAAUACAGGAAGCCAUCAUCGCAGCCGCAAGGGCUAAUCGCCCUCCUCCUACAGAUUAAUUUAUUCAUGGACCAUAUAUGAUGUAAUUAAAUUUAACUAACGUAGGAUUAUUUUUUGUAUUAUUCCUGGGUUUGUGCUAUAUAAGGGUUAAGCAUUUGUGUUAUAUGUUAGUGGGACGUCACUCAAGUCGCGUAGCCUUGAUUGUCCAAAACAGCAGUGAGCCGGUGCGGACUAGUUGGCAUAAGUCGUUGACAGACGUGCUAACCUUUAACCCUGGUGUCACGCUUAUUGG